CAAUUGCAGCAGUCAUCCUCGCUGUUAACCCAUACACACGCACAAAGUCUCCAAAUUAAUCCCAAUGUAUGGAGGGAGCGUACAUGCAAAGAGAAAUAUAUGAGCACACAUCAUUUUGAGAAAGGAGUAAAGCGAAAACCAAGUCCCAUUUGUAGGGUUCUCUUCAAACUUUUAAAAAUACCCCAAACCCAACUUCCCAUUAUUGAUAAAAAUUUAAAAAGUAAAAAUUUCGAUAAAAUCUUAACUACACCAGAAUGCUGGUUCGAGCAUGAACUUCAACCUGACGAUCAGGUCCUGGAACUUAAGAUCUUCGCAUUGAUAUUACCUAGGUUUUGGAUUCAUUUGUGAUCUGAUAUAGUUUGAAAAUAGAGAAUGAGGAUACAUACAUCAAGGAAACCCGAGAAAAGACGGUCCUUUUAGAGACAGAAAUGAAGUCUGACGGACAUCUGGAUUAUGCUGUUUUCCAGCUUUCACCUAGACGAUCGCACUGUGAAUUAUUUGUUUCCAGCAAUGGAAACACGGAGAAACUAGCGUCGGGACUGGUUAAACCAUUUGUAGCACAUUUAAAGGUUGUGGAGGAACAAGUUGCAUCUGAUGCUCAAUCGGUGAAGCUUGAAGUUGGAAGGCAAAAGAGUUCCAAAACAUGGUUCACAAAGGGAACACUCGAGAGGUUCGUUCGGUUUGUAAGUACACCUGAGGUUUUGGAACUGGUAAAUACCUUUGAUGCUGAGAUGUCUCAAUUAGAAGCAGCCCAAAAAAUAUAUGCAGAGGACAGAGGAAAUCAGCUUUCUGGAGGGGGCACAUCAGGCGUGACAACUUCAGCUGAUAUGACCAAGAAGGAAUUACUUAGAGCCAUUGAUGUGCGGCUUGUCACAGUUCAACAGGACUUAACAACAGCUUGUGCUCGUGCUGCCUCUGCCGGUUUCAAUGGUGAUACAGUCUCUGAACUUCAAAUGUUUGCAGAAUUUUUUGGUGGCCAUCGCUUAAAUGAAGCCUGCAGCAAAUAUAUAUCUUUGUGCGAGAGACGGGGAGAUUUAAUCACUCCAUGUGGAGCCCAGGACGGAGCUGUCCGAUCUUCAUAUGGGUCGGACAUGUCCAUUGAUGAGGACCCCUCCCCUCAGCCGACAGGGACCGACGCAGCCCAGACCCAACAUCAAGGAGAUCGCUCCACGUUUCAGCAGCCCACGCCUUCGACGUCCUUUUCUGUACAGCACACUUUCAGUUGUAAAUCCAGCAUCGAAAGAGAUGACUCAAACAAACAAAAUGACGAGGUUGUUGAAAAAGAAACGAAGAAAGGAGAGAGUUCAAGCGCUGAUCAGACUGAAUCGACUCGCAUGAGUCAUCAUGUGAGGCGACUCAGCGUGCAGGACCGGAUAAGCCUGUUCGAGAACAAACAGAAGGAGACUUCAGGGAGUGCUGGGAAGCCCGCAGUCCGGAAAUCGGUGGAGCUUAGAAGGCUGUCGUCUGACGUGUCAUCUGCCCCAGCUUCUGUAGAGAAAGCUGUGUUGAGGAGAUGGAGUGGUGCCAGUGACAUGAGCAUUGACUUAAGUGCUGAAAAGAAGGAUAAUGAGAGCCCAUUGUGCACUCCAUCCUCUGUGUCGGGUUUGCAGUCCAAGUCUGAAGAGAAAAAAGCUUUGAAUCUGAAUGAUACACUGGCAAGUUCUGUUAAGCCAGAGUCAAGAAUUAUUCCGGGGAUGGCUUUGGGUCGGGUUGUUGAUAGUGGAUUGAAAGAUAAUUCUUCUUUUAGUAAGUCAAAUGAUGGUUCCGAAUCUAGCAUGUCUAAUCCAAAUUUGAGUACUACGGAAUUUGAUGGCCCGAAAGAUCAAACACAUGGGAAGUCUCAAUCAAGGUCAUUUAUCGUAAGGGCUGAGGAUCAAGAAAAUUCAGAAGAGAAGUUCAGGUCUUUCCCUGAUAGUAAACAUGUUCUGAUAGGGUUCAGGGAUCAAGGAAAGUUGAAGGGUGGUUCUCUGAGUGGUAAAGUGCUUGGUGAUGUAAAAGGGAAAGUGGCUUCUGAUACACAAUUUACAGAAGUGAAGGAUCAGGGUGCUCUUCAGACACAGAUUCGGACUUUUGAAAUCAUAGGUGGUGGGCAAGUUGAAAUUUCAGAUUGGAAGGAACACUAUGAACUAAGAGACCAGCUUGUUACGCAAUCACGUUCAAAGUCUCCUCAGAAAAUUGUGGGAGACUCUGGACAGUUUGAAGGCCUUGCUGGAUCAAGAAUUAGAGAAGCUUUUGCUGCUCAUUAUAAAGGGACUGAAAGGUCCUUGUCUUCUAUGUCAAGUAAAAGAUCUGCAGGGUACACAGAUGAAGCUGGAAAGAAAGAGUUGGUUUCAUCUGAGAAAAUAUGUGGUAGUUCUGUGUCAAAAGUUGAAGAUUCGGGACUUCAGAAAAUGAAGUUUCAGAGACUAGUUUCAGCACCUGAACAGAUCAACAAGUCACUACUUUGGAAAGACGAAAGCAAUUCUGUUUAUGGAAGUAGAACAUCAUUUUCUGGUAAAUUGAUGAUGGAGGGGCAGGAUGGCUUUGAUUCAUUUUUAACCCCAACUUCGGAACAAGUGCAAAGGCUAAGGCUUGCAAAUGGAAACCAGGAACUGAAUGAUAAGUUGAAAAUUAAAGCAAAUGAGCUUGAAAGGCUCUUUGCUGAGCUACAGCUUCCUGGAGAUCAGUCCAGUUCUGCCUGUAGAGUCAGGUCCGCUGAUGUGCCAGGUGAGUCAACAGCAAGUUCGUCAUACACCAAACCAAUUGGAGAUACCACUCCUCGAUUAUCUGACAAUUACCUGUCAAUUGAACCGAUAGGGAGCUCUAACAACACGAUCAAGUUCAGUGCUGCUCCACUGAUGACAACGGUUGAGAAUCAGAAGUAUGGUGAUGCUGAGCUUAAUUUUUCAGAAGGCGCUCGAGGGAAAUUGUAUGACAUGUAUAUGCUGAAAAGGGAUGCAAAACUAAGGGAAGAAUGGGGUUCCAAAAAAGCAGAGAAAGAAGCCAAGCUGAAGACUAUGCGGGAUAGGUUUGAGCAGAGUACAGCUGAGAUGAAGGCCAAAUUUUCAGGAUCUGCAGAUAGACAGAAUUCAGUAUCCGGUGCUCGCCAACGAGCUGAGAGACUCAGAUCAUUUAAUACUCGGUCAAGCAUGAAAGGGGAGCAGAAACGAAUAGAUUUUGAGGAUAGUGAAGGUGAUAAAGAUGCAACAGAGUUUCAAGAGCAGGAACAUCUUCGUGGAGAUAGCACAUGGAAUGAGGCCUCUUUUGGACAUGGUGUCUCUAGGAGUGCACCUGGUAAGAUGCUACCCACUAAAAGUUUGUCCACAUCUAUGACUCAUGCCUCAGCAGCCCCCACCCCUCGAUCUGCUGUCAAAGCUUCCAUUCUAAAUUCUGGAAAGGGGAGAAUGCAAUCUGAAAAUCCACUUGUGCAGUCUGUCCACAACUUCUUUGACACAAGAAGAGAAAAUACCCAGCUUUCUUCUGCAGCCAGUAAGACAACUCGACUACAACUAAGAAACUAUGCCCGCGACAAGAGCACUAGUGAAGAAACACCAAUUGUCAAGGAGAGAUCACGCCGAUCACAGUCACUGAGGAAAAACUCUGCAAAUCUCAGUGAGUUAAGGGAUGUAUCACCUCUGGACUCGGAAGAUGCUGUUUUGACACCACUAGAACUUGACGAGGAAGUUGUGAAGAAUGAUGAGACCAGGCCUUUUCUUAAAAAAGGUAGUCGUGCAGACUUUGUUGCUCCAUCUAGAAUUACAAAGAACAUCUCUAUGACACCCGAGCCUCAAAAUAAUGAAGAGGAUAAUAAAGACUUGGCGUUUGAGCCAGAAGACAUGGGGAAUACAGUUAAAGGCGAAGAAGAGGAAGAGUUCGAGAGCAUGGGCCCUAAAGGUCACAAGGACUUGGACAAUGGAAAACCAAGACUGAGCCUGGGAUCAGAGAAGUUGGUAAAUUCAGGAUGUGAAAAUGGUGAUACUAUGAGAUCAUUUUCUCAAGUGGACCAGGCUCUGGGUGCUGAAUUGCCUGCUAUAGUGCAAGAUUGGACAGCAGAAAGUCCUCUCUCUUGGAGCACUCCCAUUCAACACCCCUUUUCUUAUCCUCGUGAGAUGUCAGAUGUCGAUGCCUCUAUUGACUUCCCAGUAGGUAGUCCUGCUUCAUGGAAUUCAAAUUGUCUUAGACAAAUAGAGACUGAUACAGCUCGAAUGAGGAAGAAAUGGGGAAUGGCUCAAAAGCCGAUGUGGGUGGCCCAUCCUUCCAAUAACAUAUCUCGCAAGGAUAUGACUAAAGGAUUUAAACGGCUGUUAAAAUUUGGAAGGAAAAAUCGUGGUUCGGAGAAUUUGGUCGACUGGAUCUCUGCAACCACGUCUGAAGGAGACGAUGAUACAGAGGAUGGACGUGAUCCUUCCAACCGUUCAUCGGAAGAUCUGAGGAAGUCAAGAAUGGGAUUUAGUCAAGGGCAACCUUCCGAUGAAAGCUUCACUGAAAGCGAGUUUUUCAACAAACAAGUUCAAUCUUCACACAGUUCAAUUUCAGCACCUGCGGCUUACUUGAAACUGAGGGAGGAUCAUAUAUCUGUAAGCUCAAUAAAAGCUCCCAGGUCAUUUUUCUCAUUAUCAACAUUCCGGAGCAAGGGAAGUGAGUCGAGGCCUAAACAACACUCAUGAGGAGAAACGACAUUGUUGGGGUCAUGGAGGAUUCUAAAUGAAUUGAUUGGACAUUAUCUAUAUAUUAAUCAGGGAUGACUGUGUUCUUCCAGGGGAAUCUACUCAUUUCUUGUUCUUGGUGUAUAUUGUAUUGAUUGGACAGUUCCAAUUGGCGGAACGACAAUGUGAUUUUGGUAGUUAAGAAGCAUUCUUUUCCAGUUGUAAUA
Messenger RNA from Olea europaea var. sylvestris, 4852 nucleotides. RefSeq lists its product as uncharacterized. The record is from RefSeq and is a predicted model, not a curated record. The transcript is spliced from 11 exons. Bases 429 to 4646 code for a protein of 1405 amino acids. Lineage: Eukaryota; Viridiplantae; Streptophyta; Magnoliopsida; Lamiales; Oleaceae.